AUAUAUCCACGAAUGUCCUACUCCUACACAUAUUUUCUCUCUCCCUCUUUCCCCCUUCAGGCCUUCAUCGUUCCCGUCUGAAAAAUACCUGUUGCCUGUGGGUCGGUCGUUUACUGUAACGAAGCCGAAACCGAAGAUCGAAGCUCCAAGAAGUUGUGGACUACGAUUCAGGCGGUAAUUUAUUCUGCGCCGGCGGCGAGUGAUUGAUUUUUCGAGAUCUACGCUAUUUAUUCAUCAAGCGCGAUACUCGGGUCGGCGGUGGAGAUCUUCUCAAAUCAAUCAAUAAAAUGGCGGAGGACAAGUACAAUCUGAAGAACCCCGCCGUGAAGCGGAUCCUGCAAGAGGUGAAGGAGAUGCAAUCGAAUCCCUCUGAAGAUUUCAUGAGCCUUCCUCUCGAGGAGAAUAUAUUCGAGUGGCAAUUCGCCAUAAGUGGUCCUCGUGAUACCGAGUUUGAAGGCGGGAUUUACCAUGGGAGAAUUCAGUUACCAGCUGAAUACCCCUUCAAGCCACCUUCAUUUAUGCUUUUGACUCCAAAUGGUCGUUUCGAGACUCAAACGAAGAUAUGUUUAAGCAUAUCGAAUCACCAUCCGGAGCAUUGGCAACCAUCAUGGAGUGUUCGGACAGCCCUAGUCGCUCUCAUUGCGUUCAUGCCAACCAACCCAAAUGGUGCAUUGGGAUCGCUAGACUACAAGAAGGACGAGAGGCGAGUUCUGGCUAUCAAAUCUCGCGAAGCAGCACCAAGAUUCGGCACUCCCGACCGUCAGAAUGUUAUUGACGAGAUUCAUGAAUAUAUGCUAAGCAAAGCCCCACCGGUCCCUCAGCCAGACGUCUUACAGUCUUCAGAAGAACAUCCAGUAAAUACAGAGGUUGAAGCACCUAAAGAAGCUGCAGCUUCUGUUGCUGCUGAUGAACUUACCAACGCAGUUCCUAGUGAAAUCCAGGCCACAGCAGAACGGACUGUGGAAGAAGUUCCUGAAGCUCCUCCCGCCGUUGGCAAUCCUCCUGUUCAAGCUGGGAUCAGGGUAGUGACACAGGAAGCUCCUCCGGCAAGAGAUUCGAGCGAUCAACUUAGGCAAAGAGCGGCUGUCCAAAGGCCUGCUGCUGGUGCUGAUGAUAGGCUCUUCACGUGGGCUGCCGUUGGGCUCACCAUCGCCAUUGUGGUUCUGCUACUAAAGAAAUUCUUGAAGUCUAGUGGGCACAGUCCAGUUUUCAUGGACGGUUCGUAGAUUGUCUCGGAUUGGUGAUGAAUGAUGAUGUUGAAAAGGAAAGGGAUGGGAAUACUUGGAAAGAGUAAAGCGAUCUCUUUUUUGUUUUUUUGUUUGUUUUGGCAUCUUCGUUUGAGACGAAGUUUGUAAGUUAGUUUUAUCAUCCGCUUAAGAUAUAAUCAUAAUUUCCUGUGGCUGUAAUUAAUAAAAAUGUAGAUGAGUGAACUUCAUUACUAAACCGGGGUUAUUUUGUCAUUGUUGUAUUACCAUUUGGUUUGGAUUUUGGCAGUCUCUGACUCUCUGCCCCGACCUCUGAGAAUCUGUUGGAAUUGCAAUACUCUCCCGAGCUGUUCAGGCGGUCGAUAUUUUUAUUUUCUACAAGAAAAACCAAAAGAUUGC
Linum trigynum is the source of this 1604-nucleotide messenger RNA. NCBI's taxonomy places the organism in Eukaryota, Viridiplantae, Streptophyta, Magnoliopsida, Malpighiales, Linaceae. The record is from the annotation of a GenBank genome assembly.